UUAAGCCCCGUAGGGAUGCAUUGCACUGACGUUGCAGCACAUCCCUUCAGCCUCCCCCCUCGCUUUUAAAGCUGAGCUCUGGAGCCAAGAAGAAGACAUGAGGAUAGAGUGAGUGGGAGCAGGCACAGUCCUCCCCCCAACUUCACCCACCCACCUAUCACCUUUCAGCCUACCCAGUGUCUAUACAAGUAAGGAGUCCGUAGCAGGGAGCAGAGGCAGGAGCACCACGCAGCAAUGCAGACAUCCAUGGAGUUAAAGAAAUCCAUCUCUGCCACCUUGGAGACAGAAAAGGCAGUGAAGAGCUAUGGAGCAGUGGAGGAAACUGACUGGAAGGCAGGGGGUCUGGGGAGAAAUCAACUUGAUAUUGUUUCAAUGGCUGAGACAACCAUGACGCCAGAGGAAAUCGAACUUGAAAUGACUAAAAUCCAGCGGCUUCGAGAAGUCUUAGUGAGACGGGAAUCUGAACUCAGAUUUAUGAUUGAUGACAUUCAGCUGUGCAGAGAAAUCAUGAGCCUGAAGCAAGAAUUGCAGACCUUAGAUGUGUCUGAAAAGGAUAAAACAAGUCAGCAGAAAAAAAGAGAAGAUGAACUAAUUCAGAAGAUCCAGAAGUUGGUACAGAAAAGAGAUUUCCUCGUAGAUGAUGCAGAAGUGGAACGGUUAAGAGAAAAAGAAGAAGACAAAGAAAUUGCAGACUUCCUUCGCAUCAAAUUAAAACCCCUUGAUAAAGUCACAAGGCCAGCUGCCACACCUCUUUCUCAACAGUUCUACCAGGAAGUUCAAUCGCUCCCAUUCCCAGGGUCGGAGUUCAAGCAGGUCUGCUGUGAUUCCUUGAUGCCAGGCAUUAUGUCCAAAAUUGGUGUGAACCCAGAGAAGAAAACUAGACUUCCAACAAGCAAAACAUCAAUAACAAAGACAGGAAUGGCCAUCCUCAAAGAUUGUUGUGGGACCACCCAGUGCAGCAUCAUGUAACGCACAGCCUCCACCUGGUUAUCCAAAUUUCUCUAUAAGUUGCUGGCUGGGUUCUUUAAGAGAGGGUUCAACGCAUCUAGAAUCCUUCUGCCAAGAACUGUACAUGCUGUAGAUAAUACAGCAACACAUUUUCCAAUAGUGUAUCAAUAGUCAAUCCCUCUCUGUCGCAUGGAACACUCAACAAGCAUGUUUAAAGAGGAGCGUGUACGUAC
Messenger RNA from Rana temporaria (common frog), 1181 nucleotides. It is a transcript of the gene BMERB1, whose product is annotated as bMERB domain containing 1. Gene Ontology annotation, biological process: negative regulation of microtubule depolymerization. Gene Ontology annotation, cellular component: microtubule cytoskeleton. The coding region runs from base 235 to 969 and encodes 244 amino acids. The transcript has 7 exons. The record is from RefSeq and is a predicted model, not a curated record. NCBI's taxonomy places the organism in Eukaryota, Metazoa, Chordata, Amphibia, Anura, Ranidae.